This is a messenger RNA of Penicillium argentinense, 579 nucleotides long. RefSeq names its product guanylate kinase. Bases 1 to 579 code for a protein of 192 amino acids. Gene Ontology annotation, molecular function: GMP kinase activity. Lineage: Eukaryota; Fungi; Ascomycota; Eurotiomycetes; Eurotiales; Aspergillaceae. Gene Ontology annotation, cellular component: cytosol. The transcript is spliced from 2 exons. The record is from RefSeq and is a predicted model, not a curated record. Gene Ontology annotation, biological process: purine nucleotide metabolic process.
AUGGUGUCGACACCCCCAGAUCUUCGACCCAUUGUCAUCUCCGGACCCUCGGGCGUCGGGAAAGGGACACUCAUUCAAAGACUUUUCGACGCACAUCCCAAUAUAUUCGGCUUAACCACGUCCCACACGACGCGGAAGCCGCGACCGGGCGAAAUUGAUGGUUUCACCUACUUCUUCGUAUCUCCCGCCGAGUUUUCUUCUCUUCGCUCCCAAGGUGCACUCGUGGAACACGCAUAUUUCAGUGGCAAUUACUAUGGCACGAGCAAGCAGACAAUUGACGAUCAGGUUCGCAAGGGACUGGUCGUGGUACUAGAUAUUGAGAUACACGGCGUCAAGCAGAUGAAGGAGAAUCCUAGCAACGAUGCGCGGUACAUAUUUAUCAAACCACCGAGCUUUGAAGCGCUGGAAAUGCGCCUCAGAAAUCGUGGCACGGAGAACGAGGAAGACAUCCAGAAAAGGCUCGCUCAGGCUAAAGCCGAACUUGAAUACGCCGACUCCCAGGGCAACCAUGAUAAGAUCAUUGUCAACGACAGCAUCGAGAAGGCGUAUGAAGAACUUCAUGAGUUCAUAUUUGGGUAG